This is a messenger RNA of Xyrauchen texanus (razorback sucker), 1290 nucleotides long. RefSeq lists its product as uncharacterized. Lineage: Eukaryota; Metazoa; Chordata; Actinopteri; Cypriniformes; Catostomidae. The transcript is spliced from 6 exons. The record is from RefSeq and is a predicted model, not a curated record. The coding region runs from base 31 to 687 and encodes 218 amino acids.
CAUGGAGCUUAUCACAACAUAACUAUUAACAUGAAGGCAACAACAACAAAUAGAGCAUGGAAGCAACUCUGCUUGCUCUUUGCUUUUCUCUCUUAUGGGGCUUAUGGACAGAAUACGUCCUCCUGUUUCUCUGAAUUAUCUUUUAAGGAGCUCAAUCAAAAACUUCAGGAAAUAAAAAAAUGUUUGGAAGUUGUAUCUUGCCAGUGGACACCUUAUCAAAAUGCUGAAAUCUUUAACCGACUAAGCACGCUGAGUGAUAUCAUCCAGAAACAACAGAGUGCUGAGUUACUGAGUUUACUGCCGGAAAAUUGUUCUGCUCCAGCAGUGCCCAAGGAUGGAGGACUGCUGUGUGUAUCUACUAAAAAUAAGAUCUACUGUAAACCUGUGUGCAAUGCGGGUUAUGAUUUCAAUUUUAUAAGAAGAUCAAGGCUGUACGAGGAAUGCAGUUUUGCCACACAACACAAAUGGACAACACAAUUCAUAGGUGGCAACAGGCUGGUUGAUUGCAGCGAAUCCCACAUUUCAGUGGCAGGAGCCCCCUCUGCCUACUUCCAUGAGGGCAAGGACUGUCACAAGACAAAGAGUAAUGAACCACUAGUGGCGAACAUCACAAACAUCUUUAAAUCAGAGCUGGUUAAGGCAGGCAUCACACAAUUCAUUAAAUCUUCCGGUCUUCUUUGUGGCUAGACCAAGAAUCAGACUCAACAAUUAGAAGCAAAAAGUGUUAAUCAUUUUGUUUUAUGUAAUAAGUACAUUUGGAUUUAAAAAGUAAGGCCUGUGUUAAGUGUAAAAUCUCAGCAAAAGGUAAAACUGUGGAAAACAACACUCAAUGAGGAAAUUAAUGCUUAAUGAUGUGAACACAAAUACUCCAACAGCAUGCAUAAUCAAAUUAUCAGUCAAGGAAUGUAUUCAACUCACUAAAUCAGCUUUAAUACAAAAAAGGCAACCCCAGUAAUUUAAUAACACACAAGGCAACUGUUAAACAUCAAACUAAUGUAUCUUAAUAAAGACAAGUCUCAGUAAAGUAGUCCACCCCCCCUUAGAAAAGUCUUAAAGGGGUCAUGACAUGGGUUUUUUUAUUGUAUUAUUAUGUUCCCUUAGGUGCAAUUAUAGUAUUAAUAUAUUUUUUUUUAAGAAAAACUUUUAAAAUCUAGUGAUUUAUGACCUUUUCCCACUCUGUUUCUCAUCCUCUGAUUCAAACAGUCUGUUUUGGGGGCGUUUUCCAUUUAAGACUUCAGUGUUAACGCCCACUGUUAUGAUUGGCUAACGUCAGUGCCUAUGUAUCAAUUA